Molecule: messenger RNA, 1466 nt
Organism: Polistes canadensis
Lineage: Eukaryota; Metazoa; Arthropoda; Insecta; Hymenoptera; Vespidae
Product: DNA ligase 1-like
Exons: 3
Coding region: 223-1431 (402 amino acids)
Source: RefSeq, a predicted model, not a curated record
AGUAGAUACGAAAAAUACUUCGAUUUCAAAUGUUUCACCCUAUAUAAACGUUAUCAUUACUCGAAGGUACAACGAUAUCAUCUUUGUAUCCUAUCGAAAAAGAAGAAGAAAUCAAAAAAAUUUUCUAUACUUGCUAUUAGCAUAAUUUCUCGAUCGGUUGUACGUUUAAAAAAAAAAAUAAAAAUAAAAAAAGUAAAAAACUCGUAGAACUUAACGGAGACGAUGAUUUACGUUUGCGAGUUACUGACGGAGGAGCCUAAGGGCGGUUCUGCGAUGAUAUGUCUUCGUACCUUCCUCAAUCUUUACGGAUAUCUGGCAAAUCUUGACUGCAGCGGUGAAUAUCUGCCGAUUAUGAAGGAACAAAACGAGGAAGAAAUUAUUCAGUCGACGGAUGAUCACUGUCAUUCUUACCUUUCACCUUCUAUUUUCAAAUUAUGCAAAUAUUCUGAUUCAACAAUGUCCUGUCGUCAAAAUAUCUGCGCCAGUCAAGAAAAUAUUCACGAGGAAGAAGAAUGUUUGUGCGUGUAUGAAGAAAACGAUAAAGAGGGGGAUGAAGUGAAAGGGGAUGAAAAGAACGAAGUGGAAGAAUUGGAAGAGAUGGAUGUUAUCGAAAGUAACUCGAACGUUGAGAAAAAAAACAUGGAACAAGUAUUAUACGAUUCUAAAAUAAAAAUCAGUAGGAAACUCGACGAGACGAUCGAUCGUUUGGUCAACGAGAAAAACGAAGAAGUGGAUGAGGAGGAGGAGGAGGAGGUGGAGGAAAAGGAGAGGAAGAAUGAGAAGGGGUGGAUUGUUGAGGAAAACUCGAAGAAUGCAGCAGAGGUUUGUGAUUGUUCGAUCGAAUAUAAAAAGAUAAUCCAAGAAAAAGAAAAAGAAAGAGAAGAUAAAAAAGUGGAAAAAGAAAUGACACAGGAAGAAUUGGAUUAUUCACAAGUUCCGGAUCGUUACUUUAGCGAGGAACAAUCGGUGGAUUUGAAUUUGGAUGAAUUUGGAGAAAAUAUGGAACAAGAAGAAGAAGAAGAAGAAAUGGAGGAAAGUGGGGAAAGGGUUUGGUACCAAAUGGAAACUAUGGAAAAUGACUCUGGCGAAUUUGUCGAUGCUUUCAGUGAUGUUUGCACGUGUCCCAAACGAGAACAACCCGAACAUAUUCCAACAACUCCUACACCAUCAAAAGAAGCAGCACGUUCUAUGUACGAUCCAGUUGAAGAGUUUAUUAAAAGAAUGGAAACUGAGAUUGAAAAGGGUCGGUUGAAAAGAAUUUUUCGAAUAGACGGAAUAGGUCCGGUAGUUUCAGAGAAACAAGUGACAGCUGUUGGGAUCUGGUUAGGUGACUGUGCUCGUCGUCAGGAAGGUCUAGUUGGACCACGCAACAUCAAACAUUUUCUUUGUCCAGACCUUCAGGACCCUAAUAGUGAUUGCCAAAGCCGAUAACUCUAACUUCAUACUACAAUUCUUUUCUUUUUUUU